AUGUCCGCCCUAAGAAUUCUUGUACCCGUAAAGAGGGUUAUUGACUAUGCGGUCAAACCCCGCGUCAACAAAGCCCAGACAGCUAUCGAGACCAAUGGCGUCAAACAUAGCAUGAACCCUUUCGACGAACUCUCGAUUGAAGAAUCUGUACGAAUUCGCGAGAAGAAAUCCGCGCCCGGCGGCGUCGAAGAAAUCCUUGCAUUUUCCGCUGGACCGACCAAAUCGCAAGAUAUUCUACGUACAGCUAUGGCUAUGGGUGCUGAUCGCAGUUUACUGGUUGAGAUGAAAGAUGGGGAAGAAUUGGAACCAUUGGGAGUAGCGAAACUGUUACAAAAGGUUGUGGAGAAGGAGAAGAGCAAUUUGGUAUUUUUGGGGAAACAAAGUAUUGAUGAUGAUGCGGGGCAAACAGGACAAAUGUUGGCGGGGCUAUUGGGAUGGAGUCAAGCAACGCAGGCAAGUAAGGUGGAGUUCAAAGAUGGAGAUAUAGUUGAGGUUACGAAGGAGGUGGAUGGCGGCACGGAUGUGGUGAGGGGCAAAUUACCUAUGGUUAUUACAACAGAUCUGAGAUUGAAUGAACCGAGAUAUGCGAGCUUGCAGAGUAUCAUGAAGGCAAAGAAGAAGAAACUGGAGAAAUCUACACUUGGUGACUGGGGCGUGGAUGGUACCAAGAGGGUAAAGACUUUAAAGGUUAUUGAACCACCGCCAAGACAAGGAGGCGGUAAAGUCGACGACGUUGAUGGAAUGAUCUCCAAAUUGAAGGAAUUAGGCGCAUUAUAA
This is a messenger RNA of Botrytis byssoidea, 777 nucleotides long. RefSeq lists its product as uncharacterized. Gene Ontology annotation, cellular component: cytosol. Gene Ontology annotation, molecular function: electron transfer activity. The record is from RefSeq and is a predicted model, not a curated record. Bases 1 to 777 code for a protein of 258 amino acids. The transcript has 3 exons. NCBI's taxonomy places the organism in Eukaryota, Fungi, Ascomycota, Leotiomycetes, Helotiales, Sclerotiniaceae.